Molecule: messenger RNA, 600 nt
Organism: Lathyrus sativus (Indian pea)
Lineage: Eukaryota; Viridiplantae; Streptophyta; Magnoliopsida; Fabales; Fabaceae
Source: the annotation of a GenBank genome assembly
AUGGCAUCUCAUAGUUUGAGCCUAUCUACACCACAAUUUCCUUCCAAUAGACCAAUCCAGAACCUUCAUUCCAAUCUUUUCUUGUCACCUUCACGUCUUCAUACCAAACCCACAACAACAACACUUUCUUCCUCAAUUCGAGCUAUGGGUUCUUCACCUUCUUCUGGCUCAAACACCACGGGAUUUGAAUCAGGAUCUAAUACUGUUGAUUAUAAAUCUUUAAGCGAUGUGGAAUGGAAGAAACGGUUAACGGAUGAGCAGUUUUAUGUUACUCGGAAAAAGGGAACUGAGAGAGCUUUCACUGGGGAGUACUGGAAUACCAAAACUGAAGGGACUUACCAUUGCAUAUGUUGUGACACACCCUUAUUUGAAUCAUCUACUAAGUUUAAUAGUGGAACUGGCUGGCCGUCCUAUUACCAGCCGAUUGGUAAAAAUGUAAAAUCAAAGCUAGAUUUGUCGAUUAUAUUCAUGCCUCGCCAGGAAGUACUCUGUGCUGCCUGUGAUGCUCAUCUUGGACACAUUUUCGAUGAUGGUCCUCCACCCACAGGAAAGCGUUACUGUAUCAACAGUGCUUCCCUGAAGCUCAAACCAAGGCAGUGA